Messenger RNA from Carica papaya (papaya), 1857 nucleotides. RefSeq names its product Tetratricopeptide repeat (TPR)-like superfamily protein. The record is from RefSeq and is a predicted model, not a curated record. NCBI's taxonomy places the organism in Eukaryota, Viridiplantae, Streptophyta, Magnoliopsida, Brassicales, Caricaceae. Gene Ontology annotation, molecular function: protein binding; RNA binding. Gene Ontology annotation, biological process: RNA modification.
CUAAAACGAUGUCGUUUUUAUGGGUCUAUACAGAGGGUUUUCAUGUCACGUCUGGCAUUUUUAUGGCCGACGGACGAACUGGAGAAACUGAACAAGCAGUUGGUAUUUUUGAUCAAAUGGGAAGAUGAAACAUGGCAAGCUCCCAACAAUCGUACCUUCUCUUUUCUUCUCGCAUCGUAAUUUAACCUUUCUUUCCCAAUCAGAACAAAGUUUCCCGCCAACUCUUUCCUAUCUCUCUCGUUUGACUGCGGCUUCCAUAGCCUCAGCUCUGCAACUGUUCAUCUCCUCAGAGAACCCAAAACAUGGCCAGAAGAUUCAUACCCACGUUAUUAAAACUGGGUUCAAAUCCGACACGAAUAUUUCUAUCAAAAUACUGAUACUUUAUUUGAAAUGUGGGUGUCUCAAAUUUGCCCGCCAAAUGUUCGAUGAAUUGGCUAAACGGACUUUAUCCUCAUAUAAUUACAUGAUUGGUGGGUAUCUUAAACAUGGGCAAGUUCAGGAGUCUCUUAGUUUGGCUCGUAGGUUGAUUUUCUCUGGUGAAAAGCCGGAUGGGUUUACGUUUUCCAUGAUUUUAAAGGCAUCAACUGGUGCUACUAAUGAUAUGUUGCCCCGCAGCUUAGGAAGGGCUGUCCAUGCCCAGAUACUCAAGUGUGAUGUGGAACCGGAUGAUGUGCUCUAUACGGGGCUUGUGGAUUCGUAUGUGAAGGAAGGGAGGGUGGAAUGCGCUAGGACUGUGUUUGAUAUGAUGUUGGAAAAGAAUGUUGUAUGUUCGACCUCUAUGAUUUCUGGGUACAUGAAUCAGGGUUCUGCGGAGGACGCUGAGGAUAUCUUUUAUAAAACUGUUGAAAAAGAUUUGGUGGUUUAUAAUGCAAUGAUUGAAGGUUACAGCAAAUCUUUUGAAACAGCUAGGAAAGCUCUUAAAAUUUAUAUUGAUAUGCAACGGAAUCACUUCCAGCCAAAUAUGUCGACAUUUUCAAGUGUGAUUGGGGCGUGCUCUGUUUUAAGUGCAUUUGAAGCUGGUCAGCAAGUACAAGGACAACUGAUGAAGACUGAGGUUUUCACAAACGUAAAAAUAGGUAGUUCUCUGUUGGACAUGUAUGCAAAAUGUGGAAGAAUUGAGGAGGCACGAAGAGUUUUUGAUCAUAUGCCAGAAAAGAACGUGUUUUCAUGGACUUCCAUGCUUGAUGGUUAUGGGAAGAAUGGAAACUACAGUGAAGCACUCACACUCUUCCAAAUGAUGCCGGAGUAUGGUGUUGAACCGAAUGACAUUACCUUCCUAGGUGCUCUUUCUGCUUGUGCACAUGCUGGUUUAGUUGCUAAAGGAUGUGAGGUAUUUGAGAGCAUGGAAAAAGACCAUAGGAUGAAACCGAAAAUGGAACAUUAUGCUUGCAUGGUUGAUCUCUUUGGACGUGCAGGAAGUUUAUAUCAAGCAUGGGAAUUUGUCAUGAGGAUGCCUAAGAAACCGAAUUCUGAUGUUUGGGCAGCUCUGCUUAGUUCAUCUAAGCUCCAUGGUAAUAUAGAGAUGGCAAAUAUAGCUGCCAAGGAGCUAUUUAAGUUAAAUGCUGCUAGUCGGCCAGGAGCAUAUGUUGCAUUAUCUAAUACUUUGGCAGCUGCUGGGAAAUGGGACAAUAACUCUUGAUCCAGGGCAUGCUGCAGGAAGAAAUUGUGAAGAACAAGUGAGGGAGAACUUCGUUUGCUAUCACCUUUGAAUGGCCUCAUACAUAUAAUAUAUUGUUUCUCUGAUAUUGGAUGAUUAUGCUUGAAAUAUAAGCAUAAUAAUAAUCAAAACUUAAGAUAGGUGAUCUCUGAGUACGCAUGGUCAGUCUUUCUAGAUUCUACAUAUAAAGGUUUAGAAUU